AUGGCCGUGAUCACAGUCAAAAUCAAGGCCUCCGGCGACAAGAAGCACGAGGUCCAGGUCGACACGGACGCCACCAUCGAGGACCUCAAAACCAUCAUCGAGGCCGCCACAGAAGUGCCUGCGGCCAGCCAGAGGCUCAUCUACUCCGGCAAGGUCUUGAAAGACGCACAAACCGUGGCUCUGUACAAGAUCCAGAAUGACCACAGCGUCCACCUCGUCAAGGGCUCGGCGGCAAAGGCCGCGGCUCUGGCGCUGUCCCCCGCGGCUAUCUCCGGUACCGGGAACAGUGUGACCAGCUCGGGCGCGGCGCUGGGCGGCUCCACGCCGUCCGCAGGCACCCAGGGGACGACCGUGCCCUCCAACAUUGCCGCCGGCCAGGGCUCGUUCAACCCUUUGGCGGAUUUGACGGGCGCGCGCUACGCCGGGUACACGCAAUUGCCCUCGGCCUCAAUGUUCGGCCCCGACGGCGGUAUGGGUGCGUUCCCGGACCCGGAGCAGCUCGAGGGCAUCAUGCUGAGCCCGGCGUUCCAGGAGCAGAUGAAUGCAUUGAUGCUGGACCCGCGCAUGUUGGACAUGAUGAUUGACCAGAACCCACAGUUGCGCAACAUGGGCCCCGAGGCGCGCCAGAUGUUGCGGCCCAUGUUCCGCGAGAUGAUGUCCAACCCCGAGAGCAUGCGGUCCAUGAUGAACAUGGGCCGUGCGGCCCAGGCCAGUGGGCUCGGUGGAAUGGGCGGUUUGGGCGGCUUGGGCGGCGCUGCCCCCGGCGACUCGUCGUUCCCUGCGCCAGGGUCCAACCCCACGGUCGAGGAUGGCGCCGCGGCCACCGGCCCUGACUCAGGUGCUGGCUCGGGCGCUGGGGCCGCGGCCGCAAACCCGUUCUUGAACAUGUUUGGCGGCAGUGCCGCUGGCGCGGGCGGGGCUCCCGGACUCAACCCCUUCGCGCUCGGUGGCCUUGGUGGUCUCGGCGGUGCCCCACAGGCCGCGCCCGUCGACAACAGACCCCCCGAGGAGAAGUACGAGAACCAGUUGAGCCAGCUCAAUGAGAUGGGGUUCUCGGACUUCGACCAGAACGUCGCCGCGUUGAGACGCAGCGGCGGCAACGUGCAGGGAGCGCUCGAGUUCUUGUUGUCAGGCGGCUUCUAG
This is a messenger RNA of Metschnikowia bicuspidata var. bicuspidata NRRL YB-4993, 1143 nucleotides long. RefSeq names its product ubiquitin domain-containing protein DSK2. Gene Ontology annotation, biological process: ubiquitin-dependent protein catabolic process. The transcript has a single exon. Gene Ontology annotation, molecular function: polyubiquitin modification-dependent protein binding. Gene Ontology annotation, cellular component: cytosol. Lineage: Eukaryota; Fungi; Ascomycota; Pichiomycetes; Serinales; Metschnikowiaceae. The coding region runs from base 1 to 1143 and encodes 380 amino acids. The record is from RefSeq and is a predicted model, not a curated record.